UAGUAAUUUCAGUUGAGUAAGAAGCCCCAAAUUUCAUUUACGCGCAUAUAUUAGCCAAACAGAAUUUGUUUCAAGUGGUACAACUUAGAACAAGUGGCAAAGACCUUGAGAUACCAGCUGGUACUGAUUUAAGAUAUUUAAAAAUGUCACGUUUGGGAGUUUUGGCUUUGCUGGUUACGUGCGUGAUCGUCGUCAACACCAUGCCAGCCAACGCAGGCGUAACACACACCCAUAAGCACGAGAAACACAACAGUAAAGAACGACUCAAGGAUGGAAUAUAUGCUGCACGGGAUGCACAUCAUCACGAAGACGGGGAACAUAAUGUGGAGUUCGAUCAUGAAGCAAUUAUUGGCAGCAUCAAAGAAGCACAAGAAUUCGACAAACUCUCGCCUGAAGAAUCAAAAAAGCGUUUGCUUGUACUUAUAAAAUUAAUGGAUCUAAAUAAGGAUGGCUUUGUUGAGCGCCAUGAGCUGAAAGCUUGGAUUUUAAGGUCUUUUAAAAAACUCGGCGAAGAGGAAGCAGCUGACCGAAUGGAAGAGAUUGAUGCAGAUGGUGACUAUCAAAUAACUUGGAAGGAAUAUCUCAAAGAUAGCUUUUCGAUGGAGGAUGAAGAAGAAAAGAAAGAACUAAUCGAUUUCGAUAGCUAUGAUGAGGAGAAACAAAUGAUUAAAUCUGACAAGGAGCUUUUCAAUGCUGCCGAUUUGAAUAAGGAUGGUGUACUGGACUCCAAAGAAUAUGUUCUCUUCUAUUCGCCAGAAGAGCACCCGCAAAUGCUGCCUAUCGUGCUGGAGCAUACUCUCCGUGAGAAGGAUACAAAUCACAAUGGUGAAAUAGAUUACUCCGAAUUCAUCGGCACAGCUGGGCAAGAGAGAAGUCGUGAAUGGCUUGUGGAAGAAAAAGAUCGCUUCGAUCAUUUGGAUGAGAAUAAAGAUGGCCUAUUGACCGGUAACGAGGUCCUCAAUUGGGUAGUGCCGAAUAGUGAGGCAAUCGCCAAAGAUGAAGUUGACCAUUUAUUUGUAUCAACCGAUGAAGAUCACGACGAUCGCUUAAGCUAUUUGGAAAUAUUGAGUAACUAUGACACUUUUGUGGGCAGCGAGGCGACGGACUAUGGCGAUCAUUUGCAGAAUAUAAACCAUUUUCUUGAUGAGCUGUAAUGAGGCGCAGUUUUACUUCCAAGCACUUAAUGCCAAACCCGUGGAAAUUAUUUGAAACGAAACGUACAAUAUUUGAUUUUAGUAAUUCAUUUAGAAUAUUCGAAGCUCAUCGUGGAUUAUAUUAAGUUUAAGUGAUUUAAAAUUAUGUAACUGAUUUCAUAUAUUUUAAGUUUAGUGUACGUCUGUAGUGUGCAGUAUUCGUGAUAUUACUGCAUGAAGUAAUUAGCAUUCAAGGUAGUAUUUAUUACGUUAUUCUUAAUAUA
Rhagoletis pomonella (apple maggot) is the source of this 1417-nucleotide messenger RNA. Its product is annotated as reticulocalbin-2. Gene Ontology annotation, cellular component: endoplasmic reticulum. Gene Ontology annotation, molecular function: calcium ion binding. Lineage: Eukaryota; Metazoa; Arthropoda; Insecta; Diptera; Tephritidae. The record is from RefSeq and is a predicted model, not a curated record.